UGCGUUGAUGGCAGCCUUGCCGAGCUAGACCUGCACUUAACUUGCAGCUGCCUCCCGAGCCGGGUUUCAAGAUGUCCACGCCCCGGGUGACAGCCGGCGGGGCGCUGCCCUGGGCUGGGGCGGCGGUGCUGAACGGCAGCCUGCAGUGAGAGCCCGCCGCCGCUGCUGCCCAGGAGCAACCUAAUGUAACGGCACAGCCAACAAGAUGAACGGCGCUUUGGAUCACUCAGACCAACCAGACCCAGAUGCCAUUAAGAUGUUUGUCGGACAGAUCCCCCGGUCCUGGUCGGAAAAGGAGCUGAAAGAACUUUUUGAGCCUUACGGAGCCGUCUACCAGAUCAAUGUCCUCCGGGACCGGAGUCAGAACCCUCCCCAGAGUAAAGGUUGUUGUUUCGUAACAUUUUAUACAAGAAAAGCUGCACUUGAGGCCCAGAAUGCACUGCACAAUAUUAAAACUUUACCUGGGAUGCAUCAUCCCAUUCAGAUGAAACCUGCAGAUAGUGAAAAAUCAAACGCCGUGGAAGACAGAAAACUGUUCAUAGGAAUGGUUUCGAAGAAAUGUAACGAGAAUGACAUCCGGGUGAUGUUCUCUCCGUUCGGCCAGAUAGAAGAGUGCCGGAUCCUCCGGGGACCCGACGGGCUCAGUCGAGGCUGUGCGUUUGUCACAUUUUCUACAAGGGCAAUGGCACAGAAUGCAAUCAAAGCCAUGCAUCAGUCUCAGACCAUGGAGGGCUGCUCUUCACCCAUCGUGGUGAAGUUCGCUGAUACCCAGAAGGACAAGGAGCAAAGGCGCCUCCAGCAGCAGCUGGCCCAGCAGAUGCAACAGCUCAACACUGCCACCUGGGGGAACCUGACGGGUCUGGGCGGACUCACCCCGCAGUACCUGGCGCUCCUGCAGCAGGCCACCUCCUCCAGCAACCUGGGUGCGUUCAGCGGCAUUCAGCAGAUGGCUGGCAUGAAUGCUCUGCAGCUACAGAAUCUGGCAACACUGGCAGCGGCUGCAGCCGCGGCCCAGACCUCAGCCACCACCACCAAUGCAAAUCCCCUGUCCACCACGAGCAGCGCCCUGGGAGCCCUCACCAGUCCCGUGGCUGCUUCAACCCCCAACUCCACUGCUGGUGCGGCCAUGAAUUCUCUGACCUCUCUCGGGACCCUGCAAGGACUGGCGGGAGCCACUGUUGGACUGAAUAACAUUAACGCACUAGCAGUUGCUCAAAUGCUCUCAGGUAUGGCGGCUCUGAACGGAGGACUUGGCGCCACGGGCUUGACGAACGGCACCGCGGGCACCAUGGACGCGCUCACGCAGGCCUACUCAGGGAUCCAGCAGUACGCGGCGGCCGCGCUGCCCACGCUCUACAGCCAGAGCCUGCUGCAGCAGCAGAGCGCCGCGGGCAGCCAGAAGGAAGGUCCAGAGGGUGCAAACCUCUUUAUUUACCACCUUCCACAGGAGUUUGGAGACCAGGACAUCCUGCAGAUGUUCAUGCCUUUUGGAAAUGUUAUCUCUGCUAAAGUCUUCAUUGACAAACAGACCAAUCUGAGCAAGUGCUUUGGUUUUGUUAGCUACGACAAUCCAGUGUCUGCGCAAGCUGCUAUCCAGGCUAUGAAUGGCUUUCAGAUUGGCAUGAAACGCUUGAAGGUCCAGCUGAAGCGCUCCAAAAACGACAGCAAACCUUACUGAUCCUAACCCCAGAGGCUCCCUGCUCUUAUUUUAGCUUUCUUAGGGUAAGUCCCACGAGCCAGCCUGUUCUCAACAGGAAAGGCAGAGGAGGACCACAUUGCCAACUUUUACCAACAGAGACGGUUAUUUUUACAAUAAGGCCUCCAUCUCCCCCUCCCAGCCCCUCCCCAGUUCGCCAUAAGUAACACUCCGGCUACCUUGUUUCUAUCAAGUAAACUCCUCCUCCAGUUGUGCCACUGUAUUCUCCUUUGUUUUGCAAUUUGAAUCUCCUUUUACCUUUUUUUGUUUUGUUUUCGUUUUUUUGCUUUUUUAAAAAGAAAAACACACAGACACAAAUAAAUGACAUCUUGAGAAUUUAAACGGCAAGCAAAGGCAAACGUGCAAUUCUGAGACCCCUGGUGCCCCCAGCACUGCCUGGAGGAGUCACCCCUCCAGUCUGCGCCCACCCCUUAGGAGGGGCACCAGCUGUUCGUAGAGGUUAAGGCGGUGGCCUAGCGCAAGAGAAAAGCCAGGAGAAGCACUUAAAACAAUACAAAAUGUCUUUCCACUACAUUUGGUUUCUUUUAAUCAGAAGGAUUUUAUUUUAGGGUUCAAAGAAACGACACUUAUUGGUCAGAUUAUUACUACUGGUUUGUCUAUUUUGUUGUUGUUUUAUUUUAGUUUUUAGAAAGGAUUAAUGUAAAAAAAAAAAAAGAUUUAGAGAUCUGUUUCUUAAAGCUACAGGGUUUAAAAAUAAAAUAAAAAUGAGUGAAAAUACUUGAUGUUUCUUGAAAGAUAAAUUUAAUAAUAAAUAAAUACAUAAAUAAUACAUAAAUAAAAAAGAAAGCCACAGGCCUGUAAAUUUUAUUUGUAAAAAAAGCAUUUCUAUUUUUGUACAAAAUUUUUACUGCCUCAGAAAUAAUGGAAGUUAUUUAUUGCCUAUUGUUAACUUAUUGGGUACCUAAGGAGCAGUUCUCUGUGCUAGCUAGAUCCUUUUGAAGUAGUCUCUAGAGGAAUCCUUCUAGGAGUGGGCUUUUUUCACCGUUGAACCCUAGGCCUAAAGUUCAUGCUUUAUCCUCUCGUUGUUUGUAUCUGUCUGAUGAUUUUGUUCGUAACUUCCAUUAUCUAGUUUACGGUUCGGUCGUCUGACUUUCCCCGUAUGUUACAUUUGUUGAAACUGGACCCUCUUUCCCAUCCCUUGCCAGCCCCUCACCCCAGAACACCCGGAAUCCAUCCCCUCUCCCUCUCGGAUGGAUUCUCCUGGGUUCCAUUGUGCUGUGGAUAAAGACUAAGAAAUGCAAAUUACGUGGAUGGCUCGCGACUCCCUAAUGCCCUAAGAUUUGCAUUAGUUUUUCUCCCGCACCCUGAAGAGUGAUUUUUGUUGCUGCUGCAUAGAUUCUGUGUAACUUUUUACUCUUCCUGUUUUCUCCCUAGACAUCUUCAUGCCCGUUAGUUCACCGUUUGCCUAGCAUGUCCCUGUGGCGUCUCAAAAAAACAGUUUCAUCGUCCCGUCAUUGUUUCUGAUGUCUUUCUGACCUCACAUCAUAUUUGGUUCUCCUACUGACCUUUGAUCUAGUUUGACCUUUGAAAUUUGCAUGUGACCUCAUCUAGCUAUGAAUUCUGGGAAGUCAAUGUGAAAAACAUUGCUGCAUUCAUGCAAGACUGAAAUUUAUUAUUAGACAAAUUAAUUAUAGAAGAAAAACCUGUGGCAAAAAUGUUUCUUUCUUCUUUUUUUUUUUUUUUUUUUUUUUUUUUCUUUUCAUAAAACAGACUUGAAAGUAUUAUACAGGGAUUGGCAUUCUUCCCGGUCACUGGUAACAAUAGCAAUAUGUGUCCAGGGACACAGAAUGUUGGUUUCUAACAGACUACUUCCAAAAACAGUUUGAGAAAAAAACUGUCUGAUUUUAAGUCUCUAGAGGUCUGUAAUAGUUUUUACAUUUUUCAGGCAGUGUAAAGUUUUUUGAUAAGGCCAUUUUAGGUGGCUCACUUUCUCAUUAAGAUAUAUAUAUAGAACCACUUUUUGUAGAUUAGUAUAAGAAAAAUAUUUACCCUGUUUUGGGGCAAAUGCUACCUAUUUGUGUCACCUUUUGCUGAACUGACUCACAGUUAGACAAUCCAUGGUUUAAUGCACAUGAAAUGACCUAUAUUUUUUACUGUUUCAAUGUACAGGAGAAAGGUUACUGUAAACUGUGUUACGUUGGUGCUUCUGUGAAUUAAGUUGUGGUUUCAUCAUGAGUCUUAUGGUCUUAAUGUUCUUUGUUGGUAAGACACGUUUAGAAUUGGUUUAUUUAAAACAAAAAAGAAUUUCAAAAAAAGUUUGCUUAAAAAAAUUUCACGUGAGGGGAAAAACAAAAACUAUUCCAGAAUAAGUUUUGUGUUGGCUUGUAAAGCAUUGAUGUCAUUUUUUUUUUAUUGUGGACUAUUUAGAUGUGUUUGUGUUCAGCAAAAUGUGAUUUUUUUUUCUUUUAAAGAAAAAAAGUGAAAAUAUAUAGUGCCAAAUUCCAAAGGUACUUCCUUCCUAGAGCUUCAGUGUGUUUCUUGUGAGAAGUAAUUUGAUAACAUGGGUAUUUUAUUAUGUGUUUUGUAUAAAUCCCUAAUAUUUAAAAAACAAAAAACAAAAAAAAAAAAGAGGUUAAAAAGUUUGUUAACUUGCUAUCCUGUGGUCUUGUUGCCUGAAAUUGUUAUUGUUUGUUAUUUCUCUAUAAUGUUUUUUGUAAGACAUUGUAUAAGUGCCCAUGUCUCACUUUUUUAACCACUCUGCACAUCAAUGCUGUGACGGCAACCUCACAAUGUAUUUUCUUCAUAAUAUAUGGAAACCUCUAAGGUGAGAAAGUUUUGAACUUUUAACCCUUUCUACCCAGAGCUGUCUGGAAUGUUGAUAACUUUUUAUACUGUCAUCAUUUUUGUUUGAUUUUGGGGUGUUUCUAAUUUGGAUUUUUCCCCCCUACAUAUCUUUUUGAAUUGUUUUUUCUCUUUAGUAUUUUUUCACCCUUUGGGUGAGAUCUGAAAGAAAAAUAAAAACUCCACAAGGAAAAGCUGAAGGAAAAAAAUGUACUUUAACCCUCGGGUUGUUUUUGUUUUUGUUUUUGGUUUUUGUUUUUAAUUCUUAAUUUGCUGCUGGAAUUCCUUCUUCAGUUUUAAUUAAAAACAGUUCACUGGAUCAACCUUCUGAGGUGAAUGGUAGACACAUUCGAGCAGCUAAAUAGACCUUAAAUUCAGUAUGCUUUUGAGAGCAGGGUAGUCAAAGUUACUUUCAUACACCUUCCAGCUAAAUGGCUCUGUGAUGGGGUAGUCUUUGGAGGGGUUUUUGCUUUUGUUUCUUAAAUGCUCCUGAUUAACGUUUCUACUCAGCCAUUGUGUUGGGGAUUCUCUGACCCCCGUGGAUACCUCUGAAUAAGCAAGGUGUCUGGACUUGGAAGCUUAAAGUCCUUUCCCUGCCUCUGUAUUUUGAAUUGAACGCAUUGAAGGGGACUGACCACACAAGUGAAACUCAGUUCUUUAUCACAGUCACUGACCAAAAACCUAGCGCCAGUCCCUGCCGCCACUUUCCAAAGUGCCAUAUUCCUUUGACUUGCUGUCUUGACAAACCCCGAAGUCAUCCCCACAGCCCCGACACAAACUCCUGCCUUUCUGGAAGCUUCUUUGUCUCUAAUGGCGUUCAGAAACUGCUGGCUCCCUUUCCUUCCUCCUUUGUCCACUCACCACCACCCCGUUUGGUUUAAUGUGUGUGUGGAUGCGAUAGCCCUGGGAUGGAAAGGACUAGCCUCUAAUCAUGCAAAAAAAAAAAAAAGUGUCCUGCUUACAGCACAUGCACUUACAAUGAAACGAUUUGUACUAUCCUCACACAUGUUUACUACUCCUGGGGCCUUCCUGCAUCCUUCGAGGGCUGUUUGGUUCUUCCUGCAGCAAGCGGCUCAGUGAAAGGUUAUCACGUGCGUCUCCCUCGUGUACAUGAGACGGUGGGACAGAGACACACGGGGGAACACAGGACGGCACCAUUUGAAUUCCCUAGACUGUUUCGUUCAGAAUCUCUUAUUAAAUAAAUUAAACAUACAUCUUAAGCAUUUUUUCCCCGUUUCUUCACUGAAGCAGGACGUGCUCCACUGCCCUGACCGGAGGCGCAGGGUGGGCACUUAGAGCUGGGAGUUGAUUCUGCAGGCAACCAAGACAGUGCUUUUGUGGGGGGGGGAACCUUUUUUUUUUCUUUUUUGGUAUAUUUCAUUGUUAAAAAGAUAACCCCCCUCAAAGACAAGCUGUCCUUUUCUUCACUUUAUCUUUUAAUAUCAGAAGGGACAAGCUGCAGGGUGCGAAGGGCCUGUGCCAGAGGAAAAAAAAAAACACACACAGGGAAACUGCUUUUUUAAAAAUCAAGUGUAGAGAAUAGUCGUUUUUAAACUAAAUUAGAGAAUUGCGAUCAAAUGGCAGUCCUCAAAGGCGUCACAAGUUCAUCUUUCUUUCACCAUAGGGGUUCUAGUUUGGCUUACGCUACUCUGGACUCAUUUUACUGUUUCUGUUUUUAUUAUCUUAAGUGCUAAUUAACAAGAAGAAAUAAAAUUUAAAAAAAAAACCUGUAGUUUCAUUACCUUUUUGAAUAAUGUCAUACAAAAAAAUGUAUUUGUGUUUUUUUGUGCUGUGAGAAUUGUUGUUUGUAGAUUAAUAUCAUUUUGUUUAGAAUUAUAAAAUAGUUUUUAAAUAUUGUCUGAUAAAAGCCAAAGUUAAUGCACCCUAGUGAAAACUGUAAGACCAUUUGAGUAUUGUUUCUGUUUUAUUGAUGCAUUUGGAUUUUGUUGUUUGAUGGAAUUUGAGCCAAAAAAACAAACAAACAAAAAAAAAAAAAACAAAAAAAACGCAGGCUUUCCUAUUUCUACAACUGAUUGUACUUAUGCAUUUUGUACCAGUGGAACUUUUUAUACUGGAGAUUAAAAAAAAAAAAAGGAAAUUUUUGUGGCUUACUCUAGUGGGCCCCCUGACAAUGACUGAUUUCAAGUUUGAUUUCUGGUUGAUAGAAAGAAAGUUGCUUUACUUUUGAGAAUUAAAAACUUUGGCUUGAUUUCUUUUUUCCCUUUGCUUAUAUCUAGCAUUAGAAUUUUGUCUUAAAAAAAAUACAGCGGUAAGUUUCACUUUUUAUUCUGUAUUGUGCAGUUACACAAUAAGGUAAUUAGAUUUAGAAGUACUCAGUCACUUUAAGUGGAUAAAUGUAUUAGUUAAAACUUUAGGGGUUUGCUUUUUUGCUGUUUAGAUCAAAGUUUUUUCUGAUUCUUCUGUCCUCAUUGUGAACAUAACCGUGUAGUUGAAACAGUCAAACUUAUUUUUGUAACGUAUGUUAUUGUGUGAUGCAGUUUUUGGCUUCUGUCUCCAAUAUUAAACCAUUUCCUAAUACCUGUUCCUCUCUCUGCGUGUUGUGUUGUUGGCAGUCAUUCUGUGUUGGUGAUGCAUCUACACACCUCACUGUUUCACGUAUCUGUUUUUUUCUAUAUGUUGUGUAAAAAAGAUACAGUCGAUUCCACCUAAGUGAAUAUCUGAUUUAGGGGAAGGAGAAAUUGCACACCAGCCACCUCUGAUUUAAGUACCACAGCCUAUUUUCAUCUCUUUUCUACAUACUUUCUAUGGUCUACCUAGACACCUGCCUCCAGGGAUGGAUUUGCCAAGACCUUGCAAAGUCUUUUGGGCACCCUGGUACAUUUCACUCUCCCCCCUCCCGCUCUGGACCUCACCCCUCCUUCUCUCGCCCCCUUCUCUGGGACACAGUGAUGCAGAUCUCAACACUCAAAAAACAGCUGCUGUUUUGCUGCGUGACCUUAAGAAGCAGCAGAUCUGGGGUUCCUUCUAUUGUUACCAUUAAACUCCUCUGAGAAACCAAUCACAUUUUUAAAGAGGUGAGCUCUCAAGAGAAGAAAAACUUUAAAACGUACUCACCUGGUGAAUAGAUGUGAAAAGGGUUAAACUUAAAUGUGUGUUGCCAUCAUCAAUAGAAAAGUAAUUUAAAUUAUUCAUUUUUGAGAGCUAGCUGAAUCCAGGAGCAUCUUUAAUUAUUAAAACUAAUGGAAGGGGAAAACACUUUCAAGGGCUCAAACGGAAGCUCUACUCAGGCCUGUGGGAUGGGAGGGGGAAGAGGUCAAGUUUCUCAUGCUCACGUCUUCGCAGUAUGUCAUCUGUUUCCAAAUGAAAGCCAAGAAUGCCAUGUGCAUCCACAUGCUCCCUUGUGAAUGAGUGUCUAUUUUUUUAUAGCACCUCGUCCCCCACAGUCACCACCAACCCCCAGUUAGCAUAAAGAGAACACUAUUCCUCGUCCGCCCUCUCAAGCUGAAGCCACAGGCCCGCCUCCCUUUUCUGCCCAUCUCUUCUGCUCAGGAAUCUGACUGCUCUCCAAGUGCUCUUACAAGAUUCCACUGAUGUCUGCCCCCGUCUUCUCUCUCCUUCCAACUCUUCAGACGCACAAGCUCUGCCUGACUCAGGCCUCCCGGCACCCGCAGCCUUCCUCUGGCCGCCAAUGAGAUUGUCCCUGCAGGUGCUCGGGCCCUUCACCCUCUGGUUCCGGCAGCCCCUCUUGACCCCUGGGUUGUGCUUUCUAGUCGGCUCAACCGCAGAGGGGCCUGGCGAGUCGGAGGAGAGGAGGCUCUUUCCCCCACAGGCCCAACGCCACAGUGAAGUGACCCCCACCCGCUCCAAACCCGCACAGAUGAGCUGACUUCCUGCCAACACUUCUGCUUUAAAUCACUCCUCAUAGCCUUCACCCGCUUGCCCCCGACAGCCCACUGCUUAGCUUAGUGGGAAAAGACGGCUAAGGGUGUGGUUUCUUUUUCUUUCUUCUGUUAUUUUUUUUGGGGGGGUGGAAGGUGUGAGGGAGGGGAGAAGGGGGUAAAGAGGGUGAUCAAUUCUCUCCAAGAUGCAAGUGUUUAUUUUUGAAAUACUUAAGUAAUAUACGUAUCUAUAUCCACCAUUCGGCACAAGCAAAAUACUCGUGCUGAGUAAAAGAAGGGAAAGACAAAGCCAGAUUUUGUUGUUGUUGUUUUGGAAAAAAUAGCAAAAACAACAAUUCUCCAAAGAAGGGGACAAACACGCUAGUUCCCUGAAGCACUUAUGACUGUACAGUUGGUCCCUCCUUCAGUUUACACUUACCGUUGUGAGUCUGCAAAGCGCCGCUGCGCUGUCAGCAAGGCGCAUCAGUGUGCCACGCACGGGCCGCCUGGCGGAAUGCCACCUGUCAGCGCUCACCUUGCUGACGGAAGCCGCCCACCUGCCCAGCCCACAGCACUCACGCGCCAUCUUGGGCGGACACCCUUAGCUGGCAGGCUAGGAAACACAGUGAACCUCGAUGUACUGUGAAUCGUUCCUGAUAAGUGAAUAAAACAUUGUGACCAAACAAUCAGCUUAUUCACUUAUCAGGAAUCGACUGUUCUGCUAAUUCGCUGUUUUUGUUUUUCAUCUCUGUUGUAGUUCACUAUUUCUGCUGUGUUCUGUUUUCUUCUCUCAUGCUUGGGCAAAAUCAAUGGGAAUACUAUCUUCAUGUGACCAUGAAACGUUUAUAUCGAGUGAAAAUGAUAUCUUGACAAAAUCUAUGCACUUGCUAUCAGGAACACAAUACUGGAUGUGUCUUAUAUAUAUUGAACUAUAUAGUACUCGAUUUCUUAAAUAAAGCUUAAGAAAGGA
Molecule: messenger RNA, 9307 nt
Organism: Camelus dromedarius (Arabian camel)
Lineage: Eukaryota; Metazoa; Chordata; Mammalia; Artiodactyla; Camelidae
Gene: CELF2
Product: CUGBP Elav-like family member 2
Exons: 13
Coding region: 206-1678 (490 amino acids)
Biological process (GO): regulation of alternative mRNA splicing, via spliceosome; mRNA splice site recognition
Cellular component (GO): ribonucleoprotein complex; cytoplasm; nucleus
Molecular function (GO): mRNA 3'-UTR binding
Source: RefSeq, a predicted model, not a curated record